Molecule: messenger RNA, 2539 nt
Organism: Periophthalmus magnuspinnatus
Lineage: Eukaryota; Metazoa; Chordata; Actinopteri; Gobiiformes; Gobiidae
Gene: c20h8orf34
Product: chromosome 20 C8orf34 homolog
Exons: 15
Coding region: 270-2156 (628 amino acids)
Source: RefSeq, a predicted model, not a curated record
GCGCAGGAACCACAGAGCGGCACAUUUGUACUGAGACAGCCGCGGUGCCAUCGGCUGUGACUGGGGACUUGUGUGCAGCUGUCGGGUCAGUCUGAGAGGCGACAGGCUGAGGAGGGUCCCGGGCUGGCUGUCCACAAUGAGCCGACCCACUCCUCCAACUCCCUCCGCUGCUUUUACGCGCUUUCCCCUCCGACCAGACGCCUUUGUGAAGGACGAAUGACACCCGGGCUCACCUCAUGAUUUCAUCCCGCUCCUAACACAGUUUCUUCAUGGCGUCUCCGCAACAGUCAAGAAUUCAGUCGUAUCUGGAAAAGAACAAGAUCGGACCCCUGUUUGAGGAGUUGAUGACCAAAUUGAUAACGGAGACUCCCGACCAUCCAAUCCCUUUUCUUAUUGAUCACCUGCAGACCAAACAAGACAGCCACGGCAAACUGCACCGCGCUCUGUCCGGCUCUGCUGCACUGUGGGCCCAGAGCUCCCCAGAAUACAAACACACUCGCCGGGAGUACAGCCACUAUGAGAAGCCAUGGCAAAUCCAUCCAAAGAAGCCCAAGAAAUCCAAGAGUGACCUGGCUGUAUCGAGCAUCUCCCCCCCAUCUCCGGAGUCCAAGUCAUUGCCACGGUCGAUCGAAUGUCCAGCCUGGGACUGGAGAGAGAGUCGCGACUUUGACGAGCUCAGCCACAUCCUGCAGGAGAGCCGAAAGCUGGGCAAGGCCCUGGAGAGCCUCUCGCGCAGUAUUGCCAUAUCAGAUGAGCUCGACCAGAAUUUGGGGGGCUACAAUUCCUUAUUGCGCCCCCGUGUGGUUGGAGAGUGGAUGGGUCGCGCAGAGGUGGACCCUGACCCGCUGGCUGCUGAGAUGCUGCACCCACCUAUCCCACGAACCAAAACUGAACUGUGCUGGAGCAGUGACAGCAGUCCCUCUGGCAGCCUGAUAAUGGAAGGCAAGAGCAAAGGGCUGAAGGAGCAGCAGCAGCAUCAUAAGAAACUGUUGGCAUCCAUGUUGUCCCAGGACUCCUUCGACUCGGCCCACAGCCCCGCCCCUUCACUUGUGGAGGAGGAGAUGGAGGAUGAAGAUGAUGCUAUGGAACUUCUAGAGGACCUGGACGACCUGCGCAUGGAGGGCGUCACGGUGCUGGCUCUGACCGGGAGCAAGUUCAGUCAGGGACGCAGCUCGUAUCAGGCUGAACCGCAGGCCAAAGUCACACUCAACAUCUGCUCCAGGUGUGCCAGGCUGCAGGGCGAUUCUUUAUCUGACAGAUCUGAAGAGGAUCACCGGGCACACAUAUUGGAACAAGCUGUACCUGACAUCUCCUCCCCAUUGCCGGGGGUGAACUCUGCAGCGGGACGGGUGCAGGAAUGCGAGUCGUCAUCUCAUGUAUCUACCUCUCGUCAGGCAGUCUGGGAGGCUGAUCUGAAGCCCAUCAGAGGUGGCACUUCCCUGGGACACUCUGGCCUGCUACUGGGUGACUCUCUCUUCUCCAAAGAGCUGGAGAACAUGGGCAAGCAGUUAGCCGAAGUUGAGAAGGACUUGGCCAAACUGGCGGAGGUGGGGAAGAUGACCGCCCGUAGCUCCAAUAACCCCCACAGCAGCCUGCUCCAGAACCCACUGCAGCACAGGACCCUCCCGGACACUCUGCCCCUCACCAGCCUCCUAUCCCGUCCACAGUCUCCAGCCAGCAGCCUCUCCACCAAACCCAGCAGCACCGGCCUCUCAUCCUUCAGCUCCAAACCCACCACGCUGGUCAUGGGGCGGUCGCCUAGCAAUCCCAGCAGCAGGACUCAAACUCCCAGAACCCCCAGCAGCCGACCUCUGACCCCAAAUAGUUUACUGACACGUAGCAGUUUUAACCCCGGGGCCCAUAAGGAGGUGACCUUCAGGAGGUCCAGGAGCAGACCUGUGACCCCCACCAGUCAGCCCAUGCACCCCCGCCCACUUCUCACCCCACCAGGGCUCAGCACCACCGACAGCCUUGGAGCCAGCCUAAGGGCCUAUCUGUCUGAGGAUGAGUUUUACCAGCAGUUGCAGGCCAUCCGGCAGCCCUGGCGUAUCCCCAGUGACACAGACAGUGACAUCAUGGACCCUCCGGAGCAGGACAGAAGUGGUGCACAAGAUGCUAACAAAAGAUCAGUCUUUUCAGGAAUUGGUGACUGGUGACGAAGACCAACGACCCAAUCAAUUACAAUUAUGCAAAACCACUGGACAUUUUGAAUAUAUGUAUAGAGAAUUAUUUUUAUAGCUCACAUGAAUGAAUACAAAAUGAUUGUAUACUUUUUCACAGAUAUUUCAUAGAUUGUACUGUAAGGGUAUGAUUCUAAUGUGAAAGUAUAGGAUAUUCUAUUUAUUUUUGUUCGCUCUGUAGCAUGCUAUCAGACUUCCAUUUCCAGAGGCAGAUGCAUUUAGUUGUUGACUGAAGUCCAGUCUGUGUGUGCUUAUAGUGAGGGCAGCACAUUUCUGUUAAGGAGUGGCUGUCACAACAUGUAUACUCUGGACAAUAAUGAAUGCUAUGAAAUAAAAUGAUAUGGUCUGGAAACAAUGUG